CCGAAACACCCUGUACAUGCUCGCGACAUCGCGCGCGAUACGAUAAAGGAGCGUAAAAAAGAUCUAUAUAGAAGAUAAUAACCAAUAAUAAACGCGAAGGAGGACGGCAUGCUGACGUGAGAGAGCGUGGACGCGAAAAAGGUGAGGGGGAGACUUACCUAGGCGAAAAAGGAGAGAGAGAGGGAGAGAGAAAGAGAGACACAUUCAAACACGCGCGCGCACACACACGCACUGGGAGAAAUGUCAUCGAUCGCCGCGCCCUGCGCGCUAUCUACCGUCGAUUUCGCGCACACUCGAUUCAUGUGCGGUGCGAAAUCGAAAAAUGGCCGUCCCACUGGCAUUUGACGAGAACUUUUGCGGCGGCCGUGAAUAUCCGGCCCGAGCCGUGACGAACGAGUGAUCAGCUGCGUGAACAAGCUCUGAGAUCUUCUGUCACGCGAACGGAAAGACGAGAAACGGAAGGUGGGAGGAUGACGGCGACAGAAUUGUGAAGGGAAAUUGUGCGCGAAAGCAGUCCUGGCGAGAAUACGUCGGUGUAACAUCGCGCUGUAAGCGGUGUCUCUAGCAGACGACAUUGUUAGUAAAAAGAAAAUAAAAAAAAUAAAAAAAAUAAGAUACUCUUAUUAUAUCUUUGGAUCGGUCAGUCGGUCGGUCGGUCGGUUAAAGGAGAGAGAGAGAGAGAGAAAGAAAGAGUGGUUAUAUGCGCGGGCGGACAAAAUGCGCAUUAUUGUAUAAUAAUUUGCAAAAGUGCGGAGAUUAAUCUUGUCGUAAUUAAAGGGGCCGUUUUUUACAUCGUACGUAAUUUGACGAGUCGAUCGACGUGUGUCGACUCGUCGGCAUCGCCGAUCGAGGAGAAAAAUGCGAAAGAAAAAAUCGAGAAUCCGUGCGGGGACAUUCAAUUAAUUGUCGUGAUGUUCGUUAAUCAUCGACGAAUCGUUGAUCGACAAUCGAGGAGAUGGCAAUCGAGUGAUCGCGAUCGAAUGAUCGCUAGAUAUGGAAGUUCGCUUUGGAACUGAAUAACAAGGGACCAGCAACACCUCUCGCUCGCACGCAAUCAUGGCUGCCUAGCACAGGGCGCGUAUUGAGCAAUUUUAUACGAAACGUCGCUAGAAAAUUAUAAACUUGUCACUCGAGAUGUCUUUUGACAGCUCGCCCGGGUCAUCGACGCGUGGAUCCAACGCCUACAAAUUAUCUAGAGGAUUUGGUGUUGAGGAAUGUAGGCGACGAAAGCACGGAUCAAAAUAAUAAUAUAACUAUGACGAGCGAGGAUUUGUUACAGCCCGGCCAUGUGGUCAAAGAACGUUGGAAAGUUGUGAGAAAAAUAGGUGGCGGUGGAUUUGGCGAAAUUUAUGAAGGUCUUGAUUUAAUGACAAAGGAACAAGUCGCUCUUAAAGUUGAAUCUGCACGGCAGCCCAAACAAGUCUUAAAGAUGGAAGUAGCUGUCCUAAAGAAAUUACAGGGUAAAGAUCAUGUAUGUCGUUUUAUUGGCUGUGGACGUAAUGAUCGAUUUAAUUAUGUUGUGAUGCAAUUACAAGGAAAGAAUUUAGCAGAAUUGCGUAGGGCGCAACCAAGAGGUGCUUUUUCGCUUUCUACUACAUUACGUCUUGGUCUUCAAAUUUUGAAAGCUAUAGAAAGCAUUCAUCAAGUGGGAUUUCUGCAUAGAGAUAUUAAACCUUCAAAUUUUUCAAUCGGCCGUCAUCCUUACAACUCCAGGCUGGUAUAUAUGUUAGAUUUUGGUCUAGCUCGACAAUUUACAACUGGCACAGGAGAAGUAAGACCGCCUCGUGCUGCUGCAGGAUUUAGAGGAACCGUCCGAUAUGCAUCAGUUAAUGCACAUAAAAAUAAAGAAAUGGGUCGACAUGAUGAUCUGUGGUCAUUAUUUUAUAUGCUAGUCGAAUUUGUUAAUGGACAAUUGCCAUGGCGAAAAAUAAAAGAUAAAGAGCAAGUGGGUCUCAUGAAAGAGAAGUACGAUCAUCGUCUACUUCUAAAACAUCUUCCAUCUGAUCUACGGGUUUUUUUAGAACAUAUUCAGAAUUUGGAGUAUGCAGAUAAACCAGAUUAUGGUAUGUUAGCUGGUCUAUUUGAACGAUGUAUGAAACGUAGAGGUGUAAAGCCAAAUGAUCCUUAUGAUUGGGAAAGGCCAUUAAUAGCCAAUGAAGGUUUAUCAACUACUAGAUCAUUACCUACAGUGACUGUGCCACCUGCACUUACUACAGCUACUACUAUCAAUCAACCUCCAAUUACAAAUGUGGACACAAACAACCAAGAGAACGUAGAGCCAGAUAACAGGAAGGAGUUGGAUGCACAAUUGGAUUAUGAAAGUAUAUAUAGAAGAAAUAGGCAACGUGGUAUAGAAGGUUCUCCAGUGCCAUUUGCAGCAGCUAUCAGCAAUCAUGGUAGAGAUAAAAAUUGCAAUGCCACGAUACCAACGACCGAUAAUACACAUCAACAAGUCGCACAGCAGACUAUGCCACCUCUACCAACCCAAGGAUCUCCCAAAAAACGACGCGCCGUAUCGAUGGCAGUAGAAUCUCAAGUUCCUGCGCCAAUAGAGAAACAGGUAGAUAACGAAGGAGAUGCAUUGAUGGCUUCCGCGCGUUCCGCAUCUGAUGUUCCUCGACUUAAAACUGUGACAAAUGCAACAGCACCGCUUAGGAAAUCGGCGAGUGGUGCUACAUUGCCUGCCACGCUUGCACGUUUGCGUAUCGCUACUCCUGAAGGAACGUCCGGUGAAUUACCGAGUCCUCGUAUACAGACAGAAGUUGACGCUUCCUAUUGCUCUUAUGAUGUAACUAAUACUAAAUACGUUGGAAAUCAGAGUCCGGUAACCGAACAAAGGGAACCUCUUAGAAGAGAACCCAGAAGAAGAGCGGAGAACCGACAACAAAUGAGAGCCGGGCGUUCGGCAGUACGAGAUUGCUCUAUUACACAAUUUGCACAAAUAGAUGACGACAAUGUAUCCGCCCUGCAGCAAGUGACCAAAGGUGGUGGAGGUUUGACUCUGGCUUCGCAAUGGAAAUCGCAAUUUGACGAUUCUGAAGAGACUGACAAUGAAUGGAAAGGUGAAAACUUACAAAGUCCUGAACAUAAAGGAAUAAUAAACACCCCGUCCGUACCGCCACAGUCCACAGAUAUCGUCGAAAAUGUGCAACAAUUGGAUAUAAAACCUGUCGCGGCUCAAUCAAAUACCUCGAACGUGUGUCAACAAACUUUGAUUCCUACAGCAUUAUCCAAAAUAAGCGAAGAUUCUCCGAAACCAGCGGUACCGCAUAGAUGUUUAAACAUUGCGGGUAUUGAAAAAUAUCCAGAGCUCCAAGGGGCACUCCCGCGAGCUUGGAGCGUUCCAGCUUUAGCGCCGCAUGUUCGGGCUUAUCUUGAAGCUCCAUUGGUUCAACAAGCGGCAUUUGACGAUUUGUUAUAUGAAGUUGAUGUUAUGAGGAAUAUCGCUACCCGAUAUGAUGAACCGAAGCAGACUGCACCAGUUAGAAGAACUAGUCUACCAGCGGUAGCUUUUUCUCUUUCUGAUACAAUGUUCAACGCUCAUAAAGGGGAAGAAGAGGAAGAAGCAGUAGCAGGAAGAUUAGAAAUCAGAGUCGUAGAUGCAACUGGCGGUGCUACAAUUGUGCAAACCAGUGCCGAUAGAGAACCUUUACAAAAGAAAUUAGCGAACGGUAUGGCAGGUAGCCCGGCUAGUCCUAAUCCGGGACCGGAAGAACCAUCGAUAUAUUACGACGCUACCGAGAAUCGACCAACUGCAAACGCCAGUUUGCAAAAAGAAUCAACUAGCGUCACUACUGCCUCGACCACUGUACAAAAUGCAGUGCCGUUUCGUGAUAAUAAGGACAAUAAAGAGAAGGAAACAUCUAAUAGGACAUAUAUCGCUCACAGUAAAAUACCGAUUCCCGUUAAGAGUCCAAGAUGCUCGUUAUCUGAAUCAACACCCGAAAUUAAUAUUCCGAAUAUCAAGGCAGUAACUGGAAGUGACAUAGAAAAACUACCGGUGCCUAUAACUGCAACUAAGGAAAAAGAAAAUACCAGUUCUGCCGAAGAUGAAAAUUUAACCGGAUGUACACCCGCUCUACGCCGUCGAAGACAAAGCGAAAAGUACGUGACAGACGCUAGUCAGCUGAAUCUGCAGUUCCAAAGACCACAACACAGAACUAGACCACAAUCUGAAGUAUUGCCAAGACUUUCUCCCAGAGGAGUACCUUCGCAUCUUCUACGAGAGUCAGAUAAAAAGUCCGAGGAAAGCAGUGAAAGUGAUUCUAACAGCAGCGGACCACCAAAAUCCGCUCGUCAACCACCACCACCGCCUACAUCAUUGCCACCUCAUAUAGCAGAAAAUAAUGCUAGAUGCCGCCGUUAUUGGCCCAUACCAGAUCCAACAGUUGCUAGCAGAGAAUCGUGAGAUUUGAUAUUUAAAAUGACAAAUAGUCUCAGUUUGUGUUAGGAUUGAGGAGGUUUUACUGCUCAACCAACUAAGAAUGUGAUAUCAUUUGGGGCAACGGAAAUGCGCAAUCUUUCUCUGAUUAAAUCACCGGGUACAUAAAAAUUUUUGCAAAAAUGCAUAUCUGCAUAUCUACAAAGAUAAAGAACAUUAGCUAUUCAUUUAACACGUGAAAAUGUAACUGUCUGUGAAUGCGUAUUAAUUAAUAAUGCCGCUUUAAUUAACUACUGAAGUUCUUGAGCGACUUUUUCAAAUAAGAAAAUCUUUCUAUAUAUAUUAUAGAUUUUGGAACACGCGCGCUCAAUAAGUUUCAGUAAAUUAAAUAAAAGUAUAUGUGAGAUUGCUUAUAAUGUACAAAUAGUACAACAAUCUAGUGAUUUAAAUAGUCACUUUUUAAAGACUAUACUCUUUCUUUACUUAUACACUUGCCGCAAUUUAUGUUACAGUAUCAACAUAUCCAUCCAAUAUCUUUAAAUUUAUAUGAUAUUAUGUAUUUCCGUAAUGCGUGCGUGC
Camponotus floridanus (Florida carpenter ant) is the source of this 4960-nucleotide messenger RNA. RefSeq lists its product as uncharacterized. NCBI's taxonomy places the organism in Eukaryota, Metazoa, Arthropoda, Insecta, Hymenoptera, Formicidae. Gene Ontology annotation, cellular component: cytoplasm; nucleus. Gene Ontology annotation, molecular function: ATP binding; protein serine/threonine kinase activity. The record is from RefSeq and is a predicted model, not a curated record. Bases 1256 to 4408 code for a protein of 1050 amino acids. The transcript is spliced from 15 exons. Gene Ontology annotation, biological process: peptidyl-serine phosphorylation; signal transduction.